AUGAUAACAACAGUAGCCAGAAUUCGUCCUGGAGUUCCGUCAACUCUCAAUGCUUUCUGUGUUGCUGAUUAUGAUCCAGGAACUAGUUCUUGCGAUGAUGUGUUCCUCUAUAUCACAAAUAUCUUUGAUAGCAAUAUCAUUGUGUAUGACUACAAGAAAGGUGACUUCUGGUCUUUUUCGGAUCCAUCAAUGAAGCCUAUCGUUGCUGAAUCAGCGCUAACUUUCAAAGGAGUCACUUAUGGAGUUCCAGUCGGAGUAGUUAAUGUAGCCCUAGGAUGGCCAGACAAGCAUGGGUAUAGGAAUGCUUACUAUGCUCCUGGUUCUAGUUUGGCUGAAUACAUUGUUUCUACAAAAGUAUUGCAAGACUCUAAAAGAGCUUCGUACAAAUAUAAUCCUAAUGACUUUACCCUUAUUGGAUAUCGAGGAUGCAAUUCAACAAAUUUAAAACAAAUCUUUGAUUUAUCAACUGGCGUGAUCUUCUUUGGUGAAAUCGAUUCGGAGAGAGUUCGAUGCUGGAAUACUCAGCUACCUCUCAAUCCGGAUACAAUUGGUGUAAUUUACGAAUCAGAUGAAUCUGUGUUUAUUCCAACAUUAUCAUUAGAUUCAAAAGGAUAUUUGUGGUUUCUUACCAAUCAAAUGCCAAUUACAUUUAACAGUGAUGGCGUUCUUGAUAUUUCCGAAGUGAACUCAAGAGUUUAUCGCGUGAAAGCAUCUGAAGCAAUAAAGGGAACUGUGUGCGAUAUUUCUUAUCAUUACUAUUGA
Phlebotomus papatasi is the source of this 762-nucleotide messenger RNA. Its product is annotated as L-dopachrome tautomerase yellow-f2-like. Gene Ontology annotation, cellular component: extracellular region. Lineage: Eukaryota; Metazoa; Arthropoda; Insecta; Diptera; Psychodidae. The transcript has 2 exons. The coding region runs from base 1 to 762 and encodes 253 amino acids. The record is from RefSeq and is a predicted model, not a curated record.